GUGAGUCAGGAGUAAGCUGGGAAGAUGUGCAAGCUGGUUUGUGCCUCUUGUUUCAAUGAGCCUGUUUCCUUUGGAGCUGUUGACCAAGUCCCGGUGAAGUACACCCGGAAAAAGAAGUGUCAUGGGAAGGCCAUAAAAAUAUCUACCUCGUAUCCCUAUCUCCUGAUUAGUUGAAAAUAACCUCCACAAGAUGGCUUAAUUAAUUGGCAAACAUGCUUCAACCUCCGAUGAAUGUGGACUGGGCUUGCAUCUAAACCCUGCUGCUUAAACAGAGCCACUAACAAGCUGCAUCUCGUCAUCCCAGGUGUGGGCUCUUCCAGGCUGGAAGGAGGCAAAGGCUCCAGUGAGCAUGACUACAGUCAUUCUCAUCCUGGCUGCGGUGAUUGCCCUGAUCAUCGGGUUUGGCGUCUCAGGAAAACGCUCCAUCAGCGUGACGGCACUGACGUCUCCAGGGAACAUUGGCCAGCGCGGCGUCCUGGGCUGCACUUUUGAGCCUGACAUACGGAUGGGCAGCAUAGUGAUCCGGUGGGCCAAGGCGGGAGUAGCCGGGCUGGUUCACGAGUUUAAAGGUGGGAAGGACCACCUGCAAGAGCAGGAUGCGUUGUUUCAGGGCCGCACGGCCGUGUUUGCAGACCAGGUGAUCGGCGGCAACGCUUCCCUGGAGCUGAGGGACGUGCAGCUCUCCGAUGCCGGCACCUACCAGUGCUCCGUCACCACGGCCAGAGGGAGCGGAGUGGCAGUGCUGCGGUACAGGACAGGAGCCUUCAGCACCCCCAAAGUCCACGUGGAGAACAGCAGCAGCGGGGACACGCUGCAGUGCGAAGCACCACGCUGGUUCCCUCGACCCGCUGUGCGCUGGACAGCCUACAGCGAUGCCGGGGAAUACCUACCCCACGUUGCCAACACCAGCUACGAGCUGAAUGCUGAAAACAUCACUCUGAAAGUGGUUUCCUUUCUGCACAACAUUACUGCUAACACCACCUACACCUGCGUGAUUGAAAACAACAUUGCCAAGGCUACAGGCAACAUCAAAGUGACAGAUUUCAGCGUUACAAGGGGAAUGAACUUGCAGCUGGUGAACCUGAGUGCAGAGUCACUGUCCUCUGCCCUUCCAGCCUCUCAGUGGAUGCUCCUGCUUCCCCUGUACCUGCUGUCAAUAUAAAGCCUCUGUAAAACAAUCAAUCUGAAAUGCUGCUGGACC
This is a messenger RNA of Egretta garzetta (little egret), 1201 nucleotides long. It is a transcript of the gene VTCN1, whose product is annotated as V-set domain containing T cell activation inhibitor 1. The coding region runs from base 350 to 1162 and encodes 270 amino acids. Lineage: Eukaryota; Metazoa; Chordata; Aves; Pelecaniformes; Ardeidae. The transcript has 5 exons. The record is from RefSeq and is a predicted model, not a curated record.